AUGGAUAAUACACCUAUUAAUGGUGUUAGAGGAGAUGGAUUUGUUGAUAGAAAAGGAAGAUUUUUCCAAACAAAUGAUCAAACAAAAGGUGAUGGAGCUAUGGAUGAGGGGUCUUUUAUGCCUAAUGUUGUUGUCAUGAGAGGUGUCGUUGAAAAUAAUUGUAACUCGGUGGUGCCUUCUCCAGUUAUGGAGGAUGGUUGUGACCUGCAGGGUGAUUCGACCCAUUUGGUAGCUAAUAUGGAGGGGGAGGGGGCAGCCAAAUCACCAUCACAACCUCCCGGUUAUAGAAGAGAUCAAUCUUAUAUGUCUUAG
Messenger RNA from Lactuca saligna, 312 nucleotides. The record is from the annotation of a GenBank genome assembly. Lineage: Eukaryota; Viridiplantae; Streptophyta; Magnoliopsida; Asterales; Asteraceae.